Molecule: messenger RNA, 1311 nt
Organism: Linum trigynum
Lineage: Eukaryota; Viridiplantae; Streptophyta; Magnoliopsida; Malpighiales; Linaceae
Source: the annotation of a GenBank genome assembly
AUGUUUGCACAAAAGCUGGUUGUGGAUCUGAAUGAAACUGAAGACCCAGAAACUGCUCUCAAGAUACGACUCUUGCAUGUUUGGGGUUAUUACGAUCAAAAAAAUCCAGCUAUCCUCUCUGCAUACUGCAGUCUUUGGACCGAUUCCAAGGGAACCUUGAUUCAGGCCAUCGCACCGCCAAAUUUAGCUCACCGAUUUGGUGCAAUCCUGCAACUAGUAUGUGUGUAUUUAGUUGCUAGAUUCCGUUUGGAACAACCACAAGCGAUGUGGCGCACUUGCUCCUACAGAUUUAGUUUGGUUCUUUCUCAGGAAACUAUAUUCGAGGAUGUGACCAUGUUGUCGCCGGGUUUUUGUGCUGAUUCAUUUGAGUUUGUUCCCUUCAAUUCCUUGCAGUCCUUGCCUCGCUCAACAAACCAACUCAUAGAUGUUGUUGGCAAAGUUGUGUCCAUAGCCGGAUUAUCGUGUUCGGUAACCUCUACUGGCGCUGUUGUUAGGCGGAAGCUGGUCAUACAAAACGAAAGAAACAUACGCCUUAAUAUCACCAUCUGUGGAGAUGUUGCUCGAUCGCUGGAUGGAGAGGAACUAGCAUACCUUGGCCGUUCUGGUUUUGUUAUACUGGGUGUAUGCAGUCUUCAAAUUACUAACGACACAACAGACGCCAUGUUUUUGGCCAGCACCCCCGCUACACGGUUUGUUCUGGAGCCAUCUUCUGAAUUGGCAAAUGUUGUACGUGCUACCUCUCCUGGUGGGACAGAUACUAUCCGAUACUAUCCUUCAUGUUUCUCAACCUCUUUUGAAGAAAAGAUAUUUCGAGCUGAUAGUACCAAGACAGUUAUGGACCUCAUCCACCUUUCCAACAAUUCGAUGGUUGAUGCUACGAAAUACCAUUGUUUGGCACAGGUCCUCUCCGCAGAGUCUUCACGACCGUGGUUUUACUUAGGAUGUGCCUUCUGUUUUAAGACAGCUAGGGAAAUUCCUGGCACUAAUGAUUUUUUGUGUGAUGAGCAUGGCCAGUUGAUGCCUCAAGAAACCGAAAAUUGCUACAAAAUCCAUUUAGCUGUCAGAGACACUACUGGUUCGGCGUGCUUUGUCGCACUUGGAAAGACCGCUGGAUCUUUGAUUGGGUUUACAGCUAACGAGUUAUUGGUGCGACACCCCCAACACCAUGGACAUUUCCCUCCAGAAAUUGUGGCCAUGAAUGGACGCUGGUUUUCAUUUGAUGUUCAGCUUCCUAAACCUGGAUAUUUGCCUCAAACCCCUCUGGAGUUUACUGUCCUCUCUGCAGUCGACCACAGGCAGCCUCAGCAAUAG